GUCCGGCUGAAGUUCCCAUGAUGUCCCCAAAUGGAUCAAUCCCACCAAUUCACGUACCUCCAGGAUACAUUUCACAGGUGCUUGAGGAUACCACAGGGGUCCGGCGAGUGGUGGUGACUCCCCAAUCUCCAGAGUGCUACCCUGCUUCAUAUUCUCCAGCACUGUCCCCCACACACCACCUGCCCCCAUACCUGGCUCACCCUCACUUCAUCCCCAACUCUCACUCUUUCUACCCCCCAGUCAGCCCAGGGGAAAUGCCACCUCACCAGUACUACCAGCACCACCUGCCCCCCAUGUACGGUGAUCCAGAAAUUAUUUCUGUUUAUGGGAUGUCAAACUACAUAGGCAGAGAGGAGGCGUACUGCAAGCCCCAGCCCAAAAAGAUAAAGGAACAGAGACAACUUGAACGACAGAACCGACUCAACUCUCCUCCCUCCACUCUCUAUAAAGGCAGUCUGGGACCAUCACACAAUGGAUACAGCAACAAAUCACACGCCUCAUCACUCGGUUCAGGGGGCGGAGCCAGCAGUCCAGGGGGCAAGAAGCCAGAAAGACGACUCCGCUGCAGUCCGCGAAACAGUGAGCCAGAAACACUCACACAAGAGUUUAGACCAUGA
Molecule: messenger RNA, 617 nt
Organism: Nematolebias whitei (Rio pearlfish)
Lineage: Eukaryota; Metazoa; Chordata; Actinopteri; Cyprinodontiformes; Rivulidae
Product: fibronectin type III domain-containing protein 3B
Source: RefSeq, a predicted model, not a curated record